AUGAACGGCAAGGAACUACCAUCCUCAUCACCUCUUGUCAAGCUGCGGCCGUUCCUGGACAGCAGCGCUGAAGUCCCGGUGUUACGAGUUGGCGGGAGACUGAGGACGGCUCAUCAUCUGGCCAGUGAGUUUCGGUGUCCCUUGAUAUUACCUCAGAAGCAUCGGGUGACGGAAUUGGUCAUUGCAGAAGAAGAUCGGCAAUGCUCACACUCGAUUGGUACCAACCACCUGCUAUCGAAGCUAGCUGACAAGUUCUGGAUCGUAAAGGGGAGACAGACGGUAAAGCGGUAUCGUCAGGCCUGUGUCGGCUGUAAACGUUUGUGGAACAAGCCGUACUCACCAGCGAUGGGUCCGCUACCCAAUUUCAGAACCGAAGGUCAGCUACUCGCCUUCUCACGUACAGCAGUCGACUUUGCUGGGCCGUUUUACGUAAAACGUGGCCGCGGACGUGUCCAGGAAAAGCGGUAUGCAGCGAUCUUCACAUGCCUGCAAACCAGGGCUUGCCAUUUCGAGGUAGUGUACUCCUUAGACACGGACGGUUUUAAAAUGGCCCUGGUACGCUUCACCAAGCGCCGUGGAACCCCAACCAUGAUCCUCUCAGAUAAUGGGACGAAUUUCGUCGGGACAGAGCGGGAGUUGCGUGAAGCUGUACAGAGUCUUGGUACUGGUGAUGUCUCAGCAGCGUUGGCAGCCCAAGGGACACAGUGGGUUUUUAACCCCCCGAGGGCGCCUCACACUGGUGGUGUGUUUGAGCGGGUCGUUCGCUCAUUGAAACAAGUACUGCAGACAGUCUUGUAUAAAGCGGAUCUUACCGAUGAGGAACUGCAUACUGCUCUUGUUCAGGCGGAAGGGUUACUCAACUCUAGGCCACUAACUGCGGUUUCUACUGAUGCCGCGGACCCUCAGCCAUUGACGCCUCACCAUUUUCUGGUGGGACACGCUCGAGUCACGAGUCCACUGGAGGAACAGGCAGAGUUGGCUGAGCGAGCUCAUCCUCAUCGGCGUUUCGACAUCAUCCAGCAUUUACUGAAGGUAGUUUGGAGGCGCUGGAAGAGAGAGGUUGUCUCACGGUUGAACCUGACUACCAAGUGGCAACGUGCUCAGAGGUCAGCUCAGGUUGGAGAUGUUCUGCUAUGCCUCGACGACCAUCUUCCACGAGCAAAGUGGCCAUUGGGAAGAGUGGAAGCCGUCUACCCAGGCAAGGACGGAGCGACACGUGUGGUGGAUGUCAACAUCCGGGGAAAAGUCUACCGUCGGCAUGUUCGCUACCUUGUGCCUCUGGAAGUGGAGCCGUCGAGUGACCGAGUUAACAGCUUGGAGUCGGUCGUGAAGAUGCGUGACCUGUGA
Sycon ciliatum is the source of this 1347-nucleotide messenger RNA. RefSeq lists its product as uncharacterized. Lineage: Eukaryota; Metazoa; Porifera; Calcarea; Leucosolenida; Sycettidae. Gene Ontology annotation, biological process: DNA integration. The record is from RefSeq and is a predicted model, not a curated record. The coding region runs from base 1 to 1347 and encodes 448 amino acids. Gene Ontology annotation, molecular function: nucleic acid binding. The transcript has a single exon.